Molecule: messenger RNA, 942 nt
Organism: Ictidomys tridecemlineatus (thirteen-lined ground squirrel)
Lineage: Eukaryota; Metazoa; Chordata; Mammalia; Rodentia; Sciuridae
Product: olfactory receptor-like protein DTMT
Biological process (GO): G protein-coupled receptor signaling pathway
Cellular component (GO): membrane
Molecular function (GO): olfactory receptor activity; G protein-coupled receptor activity
Source: RefSeq, a predicted model, not a curated record
AUGAUAGGAAGAAACCAAUCUAUCAUCUCAGAAUUCCUCCUCCUGGGCCUGCCCAUCCAGCCAGAACACCAAAACCUAUUCUAUGCCUUAUUCCUGGCCAUGUAUCUUAUCACUGUCCUGGGGAACUUCCUCAUCAUCGUCCUCAUUCGCCUGGACUCCCAUCUGCAUACACCCAUGUAUAUUUUUCUCAGCAACUUGUCCUUCUCUGAUCUCUGCUUUUCCUCUGUCACAAUGCCCAAAUUGCUACGGAACAUGCAGAGUCAAAUUCUAUCCAUCUCCUAUGCAGGCUGCCUGACCCAAAUGUACUUCUUUCUGUUUUUUGCAGACCUGGAAAGCUUCCUUCUAGUGGCCAUGGCCUAUGAUCGCUAUGUGGCCAUCUGCUUUCCCCUCCACUAUACUACCAUCAUGAGCCCCAAGCUCUGUCUCUUCCUGGUGCUGCUGUCCUGGGUGCUGACCAUGUUCCAUGCCAUGCUCCAUACCCUGCUUAUGGCCAGAUUGUGUUUCUGUGCAGAGAAUGUGAUUCCCCAUUUUUUCUGUGAUAUGUCUGCCCUUCUGAAGCUGUCCUGCUCUGACACUCAUGUCAAUGAGUUGGUGAUAUUCAUCACAGCAGGCCUCAUUCUUCUCAUUCCAUUUGUCCUCAUUCUUCUUUCCUAUGGGCGCAUCGUGUCCUCCAUUCUCAAGGUUCCUUCUGCUCGAGGUAUCCAUAAGGCCUUCUCCACCUGUGGCUCCCAUUUGUCUGUGGUGUCUCUGUUCUAUGGGACAGUCAUUGGACUCUACUUAUGUCCAUCAGCUAAUAAUUCUACUGUGAAAGAUACUGUCAUGGCUCUGAUGUACACGGUGGUGACUCCCAUGCUGAACCCCUUCAUCUACAGCUUGAGGAACAGAGACAUGAAGGGAGCAAUUGGAAGAAUCUUUAAGAGGAAAAUUAUCCUAGCAUGGUAA